AUGCGUGUUAUAGCUUCAUUUAUCUUUGCUAUAUUUGCUUAUCGUUUAACUGAUUUUCAACGUUCAAUUAAUCGAUUUCUUAUUUUCUUUCUCACUAUAUUUAUCAAUUCAAUAUUUGGUUCGGCUGUAUGUUUCUUUAUUUCAGCUUGUAUUCCUGUAUUUGCUGUAGUUCUUACUGCAGUUAUACUUUGUUUUAUAAUGAUGAUGGCUCUUAGUGACUUUCUUGUUGAUUUAGAAAAUAUAAAUUUAACAUUUUGUUUAUCUAAUAAUACUCAUAUAUGUCCAAUGACAGGUGAAAAAGUAUUAACAGAACGUAAUAUUCCACAUAAUACAAAUUGGGAUAUAUGGAAAAAUUUACUUUUUAUAUCUAUUAUGGCUCUUGUAUUUUUUAUUAUGACUUAUAUUCGACUGUUAUGA
This is a messenger RNA of Rotaria sp. Silwood1, 417 nucleotides long. Lineage: Eukaryota; Metazoa; Rotifera; Eurotatoria; Philodinida; Philodinidae. The record is from the annotation of a GenBank genome assembly.